AAGGGGCCAAUCAGUAAUUUCACAAUUUCUUUUAAAACCCGAAACCCUAACCCCAUUUGAAGCCUCUGUCUGUAUCCCUUCCUCUCAUUGACGGCGUUUUUGCUUCAAGCUUUUUGAUUUUUUGAGGAUGGUGAGGGUCAGCGUUUUGAAUGACGCUCUAAAGAGCAUGUACAAUGCCGAGAAGAGGGGGAAGAGACAGGUCAUGAUUAGGCCUUCUUCAAAAGUUAUCAUCAAGUUUCUUAUGGUCAUGCAAAAGCAUGGUUAUAUUGGUGAGUUUGAGUAUGUUGAUGACCACCGAUCAGGAAAGAUUGUUGUUGAACUGAACGGACGUUUGAACAAAUGCGGAGUCAUUAGUCCCCGAUUUGAUGUUGGUGUCAAGGAAAUUGAGCCCUGGACCGCUAGACUUCUUCCUUCAAGACAGUUUGGGUACAUUGUUUUGACAACAUCCGCUGGAAUUAUGGAUCAUGAAGAAGCUAGGAGGAAGAAUGUUGGCGGUAAGGUGCUUGGGUUUUUCUACUAAAUCUCGAUAAUCGAUGCUAUAUUAGAGCUCGGGUUUAGGCUUGGCUCAGAAGAAGUUUUAUUUUCGAGUUUGGAUUUUUGUUAAGGCAAUGUUAUGGUUUUUGUUUGAAUUAUCUUUGAAGUUGUCAUGUUGUGGACAUUUUACUUAGGUUUUUCUGGAUCAACUUUGUCACCUUUAAUGUUAAAAACAUUUUGUUUACUCAUUGAUUUACAAUUUUUUCA
Messenger RNA from Helianthus annuus (common sunflower), 741 nucleotides. RefSeq names its product 40S ribosomal protein S15a. Gene Ontology annotation, cellular component: ribosome; cytosolic small ribosomal subunit. Bases 128 to 520 code for a protein of 130 amino acids. Gene Ontology annotation, molecular function: structural constituent of ribosome. The transcript has 4 exons. NCBI's taxonomy places the organism in Eukaryota, Viridiplantae, Streptophyta, Magnoliopsida, Asterales, Asteraceae. Gene Ontology annotation, biological process: translation. The record is from RefSeq and is a predicted model, not a curated record.